GCGCGUGACAAGAUUUGUACCGCAAUUCCACCGUUGCGUGGUCGGGAAAUGCGGUUUGAAACUUUCAAAGUGUUCUUGCCGUUUUGAGCAGAAAAACGUACUGCACGAGGAAUUGAGGACCGGGUCUGCCCAUCUUUUGUACGAUCGCAUCACCCUUUAUAAAACACGAAAGCCUCCCUCAAGUACCCAGAUUUCCGAUCCCGAGCUCAGAACCCUCGUCCGCUUCCCCCGUCCUCAGCGCCUCGAGCUCCGACCAUGGACGGCAUGGACCACGACCACAUGCCCGGCAUGGACGGGGCGAUGGCGCCGCCGCAACACCACGAGGGGAUGAUGAUGCACAUGACCUUCUUCUGGGGUACGCGCUCCGAGAUCCUCUUCUCCGGCUGGCCCGGCGACCGGGCCGGCAUGUACGCCCUCGCCCUCGUCUUCGUCUUCGCCCUCUGCUUCCUAGUCGAGUGGAUCUCCCACAGCCGCAUCCUCCCGCCCGCCAAGCCCGGCGCCGUCGGGGCCGGCGUCCUCCGGUCGCUGCUGCACGCGGUGCGCGUGGGGCUCGCGUACCUGGCGAUGCUCGCGCUCAUGUCCUUCAACGGCGGGGUGUUCCUCGCGGCGGUGGCCGGGCACGCGGUGGGGUUCCUGGCGUUCGCGAGCGGGGCGUUCGGGAAGCCGGAGGAGGCGGCGGCCGGAGGGCCGUACGCGGGGAAGGCCAGCGCGGACCUGCCGCCGAUGAGCUGCUGAUUCCCGGCAGGUGCGAGGUGGGUGUGGCUGAGAUUUUAGAUGUGAAAUAGAUUGUUAGUUGGUGAUAACGAGUUGUGGUGUUGUCGUGGCGAGUUAAAACGUAACAGAAUGAAGAUAUGUGUGGUUAUGUAAAAAUCAUGGAAUGGUAUGAUUUACAUAUUUUACUGAAGCCGGAGACAGAUUGAAAUAAAGGUCCGUGGCUCGUUUCGAGCAGCUUUUUUGCUUUU
Eucalyptus grandis is the source of this 962-nucleotide messenger RNA. RefSeq names its product copper transporter 6. The transcript has a single exon. The record is from RefSeq and is a predicted model, not a curated record. Gene Ontology annotation, cellular component: plasma membrane. Gene Ontology annotation, molecular function: copper ion transmembrane transporter activity. Gene Ontology annotation, biological process: intracellular copper ion homeostasis; copper ion transmembrane transport. The coding region runs from base 256 to 735 and encodes 159 amino acids. NCBI's taxonomy places the organism in Eukaryota, Viridiplantae, Streptophyta, Magnoliopsida, Myrtales, Myrtaceae.